UCACAAAAGAAUCUGAAGAGAUCAGUCAAAUGUGAUUUGUGCAAUGUAGGAAGUAGAUUGUUACUAGCUAAAGGCAUCUUAAGAUCAAUGCUUUGCAAGUUCACUCUCUCGGGUGAUUACCAUGAGUUCUCAACCUGGGGCGGACAGCAUAAGAAUGAUCAAUAUGUGCAUAGGACAACCGCAGACACUCAGAAAAAGCCAAAAUAUAGGUUCUACUCGAAGAAAAGAUCAGCAGCAUCGGAUAAUUUUACUUGCCAUGAUGUUGAAGACAAUUUUUUGUCUUGUGAACAUCAUGGCUCAGUUCUGAUGAGCAUGUUUGAGACAUUUACGCUUCCUGAAUUCAGAAGCGUAGAGGAAUCUGUCGGAGAUCCCAUGUUUUCAACCUAUCUAAGGAAGCAAUUUGUGAACUUGGAUAUUGGCAAAACGGGACAUGUACGAAAUAACAAACCGCAGAUGGUCAGUACAACUAUUUGCCAAAGAGAGAAAAGGAUCCUGCAGACAAGAAAGCAGCUACAGUUGGGCUGUGCAGGAAAAGCAGAACAAUUCCAUGCACAUGAAGAACCCUUCCUUACAUCAGAAGAGUGGAGAAAUUCCAACGUACAAAAUUGGGAGAUACAAAUGGAGAUAGGAGAUGCUAUUAUGGAUGACAUUGUCAAAGAAACUAUUGUUUCAUUCUUGGGUUAAGCAUCAGUGUUCAUGAAAUGAAUAUUCCUCUUAAUGCUUGGUUUUCACAACCUGGCCAGUACUUAAAGCUACACCA
Molecule: messenger RNA, 760 nt
Organism: Neltuma alba
Lineage: Eukaryota; Viridiplantae; Streptophyta; Magnoliopsida; Fabales; Fabaceae
Exons: 3
Coding region: 88-684 (198 amino acids)
Source: RefSeq, a predicted model, not a curated record